GAUGAAAUGUGUGUGACAACAAAAACUCCUUGUUCUGCUCAGCUUUCUCCAUUUUGUUCUUUCUGCCUCUGUUGCCUCUUCUUCACCAAGUCCCAUCUUUUUCUUUAUGAAGUUACCAGUUCUUUCCCUAUUCAGGUCCCACUAAAGACAGCAUUUCAAUUUAACGUCCAGGAGUACAACAUAAAAAUGUCACUAAUGCUUUGAUGAGCUUCCCAAAUUAUUUUGCCUCGCUACAGUGCUUGUUGGGCAGAACUUUUGUCCACCAGGCAUGGUCUGAAGGGGUUAUUUAGUUCUUCACAAACUGCUUUAAAAAUAGUUGUCACUAAAAUGCAGUCCCUUCUGGAGAGAAAUUCAGCAGCAGUUCUCAACUACUGGCUUUAUUGAACAGUUUUUUUGGAUUUGGGUUUUCUCAGCGGAGACUAAGAAUAACUUCACUGUUUGAAUGUGGAGGAGAAGUUUGUGGGAGGUGGAUUGAACAGCCAGAUUCCUGUUUGGAAAACGAGUGGGGUUAACAUCCUUGCUCCUUGUUUCCUUAAAGCAGGAGAUCAUAUUCACCUUCUGUGACAUGAGUGGGGUAAUAACUGUUGCCAACUGUAAUCACUUUGUGGACUGGAGAGUGCUGGAGUGCUUGUUUGCUCUUAGUGUUAAAAACAAACAAAAAAGGUGUGGGUUUAGCUGGUGGAAGCAGCUAGUCAGCAGUCAACCUGCGAGGUUUGUAACGAUUACCUCCAGCUGGGAUGGCCUUUUCUUGGAAGUGUUUUAUUUCUGAUCCUAGAAAUUGGUUGGGAAUUGAGAAGUGGGAGACUAUUUUAGUACCUGAUAGACCUCACUGCUUUGAGAACUUUAAUGCAUCCAUGAAUUUGCUUAAUUGUGUGCCAAUCCUUUGGUUGUACCUAAUUGUUGUAUGUUAAACACUUCCUCUCCUUUCUGGCACUUGCCUGUCAACUAACUAAAAAAUUAUCAUGUCCACCUUACUGCUUAGUCAAACUAGGCGUCUAGUUAUUUUAAUCUCCUUGUAAAUCAAUCCCUCCAGCUGCUUAACUAUAUUUUCCUGAAUGCCUUCCAAUUUGCCAAUAUCCUUCUGAUACUGAAUAGCUUGGAGUUGAACGUGGUUUGCAUCAGAGUGCUGGAGAUUCGGACUUACCCUCCUUGCUCUCUGUCUGCUCAGAUUAUAAGAAGGAAAAGCUUUACACAAACUUUGUGAAUGUUAAACUUUCCACUUGCAAUUUGUCUUUUGCUCUAACUUAACUUUUCGCUGUUGAGGGGUAUUUCUAACAUUAAUUUCUACUUAUUCUUGAUCAUAUUUCUAUUUUCUCAAGGUUCCUUAUGUUCCGGUCUUCUCCAGAAUUUCCCAGUGGGCUUGCCUAGAUUAGGGAUCCUCACGGCUACCUUGGAUUACAGUUGAUCCUGUCUACACCAGGCAUUGCAAACAGCUUAGCUCAGCUGCAUGAAAUAUGGGAGACGACAGGCCGUUUGUGUGCAAUGCCCCCGGCUGUGGACAGAGGUUUACAAACGAGGACCACCUGGCGGUUCAUAAACACAAGCAUGAGAUGACAUUGAAAUUCGGCCCUGCUCGAACUGACUCAGUCAUCAUAGCAGAUCAGACCCCGACCCCAACUCGGUUCCUGAAGAACUGUGAAGAAGUGGGACUCUUCAAUGAACUGGCCAGCUCCUUUGAGCACGAGUUCAAGAAAGCUGCGGAGGAUGACGAGAAAAAGAGCGCUGGAGCCCUGGACAUGUCUCUGCCCUCCACCCCAGACAUCAAGAUAAAGGAGGAAGAGCCCGUGGAGGUGGACUCUUCCCCGCCAGACAGCCCUGCAUCUAACCCGCAGUCACCCCAGAACAAGGAGAAGGAGAUCACCUCCAAGCCUGUAAUCAUUUCCACACCUACUCCAACCAUCGUGCGUCCAGGCUCGCUGCCGCUACACUUGGGUUAUGACCCGCUUCACCCGACGCUGCCUUCCCCAACCUCUGUCAUUACCCAGGCUCCCCCUUCCAACAGACAGCUUGGGUCUCCCACAGGUUCCCUUCCGCUUGUCGUGCAGCUUGCAAACGGACAGACCAUGCCCGUCCUCCCAGGCCCUCCCGUACAGAUGCCUUCUGUUAUAUCGCUGGCUCGGCCGAUGUCCAUGGUGCCAAACAUCCCCGGCAUUCCUGGGCCGCCCAUCAACAGCAGCGGGUCCAUUUCACCCUCAGGGCUUCCAGUGCACUCUGAAGCCAAAAUGAGGCUGAAGGCCAGCUUGACGGCAUCUGCCUCACUGAACGGCAGCAACCUGGUGGUGGGUUCAGCCAGCACGAUGGUGACCGCACGUCCAGAGCAGAGUCAGAUCCUUGUCCAGCACCCUGACGCCCCUUCCCCAGCUCAGCCACAGGUGUCCCCCGCCCAGCCCACCCCCAGCACCGGCGGGCGACGGCGACGCACGGUUGACGAAGAUCCGGACGAGCGCCGGCAGCGGUUCCUGGAGCGGAACCGGGCCGCCGCCUCCCGCUGCCGUCAGAAACGCAAGCUCUGGGUGUCUUCCUUGGAGAAGAAAGCCGAGGAGCUCACGACCCAGAACAUCCAGCUGAGCAAUGAAGUUACGCUACUGAGGAACGAAGUUGCUCAACUUAAACAGCUCCUGCUGGCUCACAAGGACUGCCCCGUCACUGCACUACAGAAGAAAACACAGGGCUAUCUCGCUAAACACGAUGUCUGGAUUCUUAUGUCAUCUCUGCAAGAACAAUUCCACGCUGUGGGUAUUUGUGGGAAGGCUUUGGGAGGAGGCUGGAGUCCCCUAGCGUUGCCUGGAUUAACGGGACGAGAGGCAGGGACGGAUGGAGAUAAGAAAAGGAAGGGGGAGAAAACAAAAGCCGAGAAAGCAAGUCCUGUCCUCCCGCUUCCCAUCUCCUGGGUCUCUGAAACGCUCUUUUUCCGGGCGGUGAGGCACAAAUACGUGCUGCACAGGGCCUGGCACAGCCCCUUUAUUUUCACUCAUUACAGUGACUCAGAGCUUGAGUAAUGUGGUCGUGAAAAUCCUCGCUGUCCCCCAGCCCUUGCAGACAGGUGUUCGCUCUGUGUAUAAUGCAGAGAGGCGACAUGAUUUUUCCUGUUAACUUCCAAAGUUUACAGUUCCUAUUAUUAUUCCUCGCAGUCUGUCUACUCCAAUAAUAGGAAUUCAUCACACAUCUGAAUAAUAAAAAUGAAAUUCACACCUCCCUCCCCGUGCCCCCCCCCCCCCCCCUCCCUGGCUGCCUUUUUUAUUAUUGAGAUUUGUGACUAAGCAGGUCCUUAAACAAAAACGCCAGAUUCCCUCGAUGGAAUUACAGCUGCCUCAUGUACAGUUGGGUUGUUUUAUUUGUAAUACCUUGUAAAUCUCCUUUUUGGGAUGCCAAACUAUUAUAUUGCUCUGCUCGACCUUCUCUCUCGCCGCCAAGCCGGUUUUCAAGCCUGCUGUGCUAGCUGCAUCUUUCAAAGGCCAGGCCAAGGUUUCACAAGGGAAGGUCCAACCCUCUUUGGGGAAGGGGCGCGAUAUUCCAGCACCCGGUAGAAAACGGAGCCCUAAAACAUGUUUGCUGGUGCCCGGUAAGAUGGUAAACCUCUUCUCUGACUUUUUUUUUUUUCCCCCCGCUGUCAUGGGGUUUACCCUUUUGACGUGGAAGAAGCAUCCCAGCUCAUGCCAUUAUUUUGCUCUUUUAAAGGAAGGUGACCGCAUCUUACCCGUAAUUCAUCUAGCCAAGUGCACAGGAGGGAAUUUCCUCCUGACAUCUGUAGAUAAUGAGUGUAUACCCCUAAAGAGAGAGGUCUGAUUGCUCUCGCCUUGGCAUUUGAUAGGUCACAAAUUAUCCUCUGUGUUAGAAGCUCUGCCUGGGCGCAGUGGGCUGUUUGUGGGAGAGAAUCCAAAGUUUUGGAAACCAAUCUGCGUCGCUCAGAAAAGAGCACGGAAGAAGGUCUCUGCCUUUGUUUGCCUCCCAUCCCUUCAAUCACACUGCUUCGAGUUACCGAAAGAAAUCGAGCAAGCAAACAGUCUGUAAUGGGCUCUAAUCGAUUUUAAUGUUCUAGAGAACAAUAAAGAGCAAACCAGGUAAUUUAUAUAUAAAAAAAAAUGGCAAAAAAAAAAAAACAAAAAAAAAAAAAACAAAACAACCCCCCCGCCCCGUGCCUUUGCAGAAGGGUUUCUGUCGCACGCUUCCCUGUGUGCUCACCCAGCAGCUGGUAAGGACUCUGAAGGAACUGUUCAGUCUCUGGGCUAAAUGGCCUUGAACCAAGUACCACGCCAGGAAACGACACGCAGGGAAGUUCCUUUUUCUUACAACGAGGAAGCAGAUUUAUUAGGCCGAAGGUUGCGCUGGGUCCGCCACCCUCGGCGCGAAGCCUGCGCUCUGUGCUGCCCUGGCCCGAGCUCCCUGAGGUUCCCUGGUGUUUCUCCAAGGGACGGGGCCAAACGGGCCCCGGGGUUGGGGGGGGGGGUCGUCCUGUCCCGACCCUGCGCAGUUUUACUUCCAGUCGCUCAUUUGCUUUUGCCAAACAGCUGCUUGAGGGGGGAGCCCGGCUG
Tyto alba (common barn owl) is the source of this 4532-nucleotide messenger RNA. RefSeq names its product cyclic AMP-dependent transcription factor ATF-7. The coding region runs from base 1455 to 2999 and encodes 514 amino acids. Gene Ontology annotation, molecular function: cAMP response element binding; DNA-binding transcription factor activity, RNA polymerase II-specific. Gene Ontology annotation, biological process: regulation of transcription by RNA polymerase II. NCBI's taxonomy places the organism in Eukaryota, Metazoa, Chordata, Aves, Strigiformes, Tytonidae. The record is from RefSeq and is a predicted model, not a curated record. The transcript has 13 exons.